AGCCCGUAACGACGUCCUCUUGUCCUUUAGUGGUUUUGAGACCUUUCCUUCUUUAAACGUGUCGCUAAAAUUUUUUAACGUAGUUUAACUAAUCUGUGUACAUGUAAUUACAUUUACAUAACAAAGACUUUUAUUGUGAAGAGGAGUUUGACUGUGCUGGGCGUUUUCGUCUCUGUCCAGCUUCACGUCGCCGGGAUCAUUAAAAAGCAGCUUGUUGGCGAUAAAAACAGCUAGCAUGGAGGUAGCUUUCAGUCGCUAGGUGCUUCUGCUGAUGGUGUGUUUCGCUGUGAGUUUAGCUCAGGGACAGUUUGUGGAGAUUGCAUCACUGACCGGAUGAUGUCCGCCCAGCCUCUGCGGCAGCAUCAGCAGCCCGGGGAGGAUUCAGCAGCUUGCUAACAGAGCCAGCCCGGCUAGCUGAUGCUGAUGACUGGCUGUUUCCUGGCAUUGACUUUCAGUGGGAGGCACCAUGGCCGGUAAGGUUAAGUGGGUGACAGAUAUUGAGAAAUCAGUGCUUAUCAACAACUUUGAGAAAAGGGAAUGGAUUCAAGUUACAGAAAACGACGACUGGAAUUUCUACUGGAUGAGCAUCCAGACCAUCAGGAAUGUGUUCAGCGUGGACACCGGUUACCGCCUGUCAGAUGACCAGAUGGUUAACCACUUUCCCAACCAUUAUGAGCUGACAAGGAAGGACCUGAUGAUCAAGAACAUCAAACGCUACCGCAAGGAGCUGGAGAAGGAAAGCAGUCCGCUAGCGGAGAAAGACGAGAAUGGAAAAUACAUUUAUCUGGAUUUCGUCCCGGUGACGUUCAUGCUUCCUGCUGAUUAUAACCUCUUUGUGGAGGAGUUUCGUAAGAAUCCGUCCAGCACCUGGAUAAUGAAGCCCUGCGGGAAGGCCCAGGGGAAAGGCAUCUUCCUCAUUAACAAGCUGUCCCAGAUUAAAAAGUGGUCGAGAGACAGCCGCACCUCAACGUUUGUAGCAGCAUCUAGUGGCAAGGAAGCUUAUGUCAUCUCUCUGUACAUUGACAACCCUCUGCUGAUAGGGGGGAAGAAGUUUGACCUGCGUCUUUAUGUCCUGGUGACCACAUAUCGACCCCUGAAAUGCUACAUGUACAAGCUGGGCUUCUGCCGGUUCUGCACAGUGAAGUACACACCCAGCACCAGCGAACUGGACAACAUGUUUGUGCACCUCACUAACGUGGCCAUCCAGAAACAUGGGGAUGACUACAACCAUGUCCAUGGAGGGAAGUGGACGGUCAGUAACCUCCGUUUGUACUUAGAGAGCACCAGAGGAAAGGAGGUGACAAACAGAUUGUUUGACCAGAUCCACUGGAUCGUGGUGCAGUCACUGAAGGCUGUAGCUCCUGUGAUGAACAAUGACAAGCACUGUUUUGAGUGUUACGGGUAUGACAUCAUUAUUGAUGACAAGUUGAAGCCAUGGCUUAUUGAGGUCAACGCCUCUCCCUCGUUGACAUCCAGCACAGCCAACGACCGCAUCCUUAAGUACAACCUCAUCAAUGACACCCUCAACAUUGUUACACCCAAUGGGGACAUUCCAGACUGCCGCUGGAAUCGGAGCCCGCCUCGAGAGGCCCUGGGCAACUAUCAAGUCCUGUAUGACGAAGAGCAGGCGCAGAGCGAGAAUGCUGAGCGUGACCUGCGGAGCCGUUCGGGUCAGUCGCUGGGGUCAAAGGGCACCAAGGGGAGUGCAGGCGUUCGCCCCACUGCCGCCACCUGGAAGUGAAGCGAUAAUUUUUCCCUCAAAUUGACUUCCUGUACAACACUCCAGGGACCUUCUGUGGGGAACCACUUGGACUUCUUUUUUUUAGCACAUUGGACAGAUGCUCCCUCCGUCCACAUUUCACUGACUGCGGCACAGGGAGCAACGGCACUGCUGCUCAAUGGAGAAAAAUCAGCUAUGUGCUCAUAUUCAGAAGGUUGAAAAGCUUGUGUUUGUCACUGUUUAUAUGAAUGUAAAACAAAAUAAGUGGAACUGACAGUGCUCUGACAGGUUUGAGGUCAAAUCAAGUAGGUCAAAUAUCACAUACAGCAGCGGUUUCCACACUUAAGACAAGUGCUGAUGAAAUCUUCGGAGAUGAACAUGAAGGAUUACUAUGCAUGACACCGGAUUGCUGACACUUUAACUUGACCUUCCACACCGGUGCUAAUGAGAACAUACACUGUAUGGUAAUGAAGUGGUAUAAAGUUAUCAAAUAGAAGUGAUUUAAAGAUUUAAUUUAUUAAAAGGCAGUUGAUAGGCAGAAUUAGCAGUACUAAAUGUUAACAGAGUUUAAUGAUUUUUGUACGUUGAUUAUCAGUAUGUUUUGCGGGGUUUUGAUGAUUGUAUUCCUCUUGCACUUUAUUUCUUUACAUGUGCUUUAAAAAGUAUGUCUCAUCGUUCAUUUCAAGUCUCAUCUGCUGAAAAUUUAAAUGCUAAUUAUAUGUGUUGAGGUGUUUUCUUAUUGCCUGCUCAUUUCCUUCAACUACUAAAAAACAGAAACACUGAUGAAGAGUUAUCGUCCAUCUUUCUGAUAACUGGAUUUUUGGCUAAAUGAUAUUGGCAACACGCUGAGAAAUAAAUCUUGGUCUUUUAAAAUAAAGUUACAAAACUCCCUCUUACCUUACUGAUUCUGUUUUGGGCUGCUGCUAACAUUUUUUUAUGUAAUUUUUUACUUUUUCCAUGAAUUCACUAAUGACUUUGCCUGUGAAAUGACAUAAGAUGUAUUAAAAUGAAUUACAGAAGUUGUUACUUGAAAAGGUUUUCAAAAGUUCUGCUUAAGUCAUUUAUGACUACUUCCACUUCUAAGUCAACGAUCAGGAGUAUUAUCCAUGGUCAUUUUCUCCAAAAAGCAAUGAAAAGACAGGAGAGGGUUUAGAGAAACAUGUUUGCAAUCAAAUUACGAUUAAACAAGGUUGAAACAGUAUGAUUCAGCUCUGCCCUGACACAGUGUCCAAUGUGCUGUUUUCUGUGUAAUUAAAUGCUGCUUUAUUUUAGUUGCAUUAUGUGUGCCGAGUCAUGAUUUGAAAUAACAAGCUGUGUAACAAAGUGCUGCUUUCUUUACUUUACUAAAUUCAUUCUGUUUAAAUAAAAAGCUGUCGGGUUACUGUUAGGGCGGGAGGGUUGUAGUCUUUGUUGAAAAUAAAUGUGUAGUCUGGAGAAUAAUCAGAGGUCAAGCCUUCAAAAAGCCUAUGACCUAUAUGUUCUUACUGUUGCCACAGCAGCAAAGCAGGUCUCUGCAUGGUACUGUUUCUUGGUUAUCAGCAGGUUGUCAAGUGGUGUAAGCUGUACAUGCUGUGGUCUGUGAUUUCUGACUGAAGUCCCCAAAGUAAACGCUCUGUUUUUACAAACCAAAUUUAAAUUUAGAAACCAAAUUUACUGGAAGGUUAGGUUCCCAUGGCUGCUUGUCUUCAACCCCUUUAUAAACUUUUGUGAACAAUACAUGAACAGAAACUCUCUAUGGUUUCCUUUAUAUGUUUUUUGUUUUUUGCUUUUAUAUUUCAAUAAAAUAUCCGUACUGUUGA
This is a messenger RNA of Oreochromis aureus, 3519 nucleotides long. RefSeq names its product tubulin tyrosine ligase-like family, member 1 (gene ttll1). NCBI's taxonomy places the organism in Eukaryota, Metazoa, Chordata, Actinopteri, Cichliformes, Cichlidae. Gene Ontology annotation, biological process: microtubule cytoskeleton organization; protein polyglutamylation. Gene Ontology annotation, molecular function: tubulin-glutamic acid ligase activity; tubulin binding. Gene Ontology annotation, cellular component: cilium. The transcript has 10 exons. The coding region runs from base 467 to 1741 and encodes 424 amino acids. The record is from RefSeq and is a predicted model, not a curated record.